CCGGCCAUGAGGGUCCUGUGCUUGGCGCUGUGCGCGCUGGCGCGGCUGUGGCCCGGGGCGCUAGCUGGCUGCUCGGAGGCCGGGCGCUGCUGCCCAGGCAGGGACCCAGCCUGCUUUGCCCAAGGCUGGAGGCUGGACAGAGUCUACGGGACCUGCUUCUGCGACCAAGCCUGCCGCCUCACCGGGGACUGCUGCUUCGACUACGACAGGGCUUGCCCAGCUCGCCCUUGCUUCGUGGGAGAAUGGAGCCCGUGGAGCGGCUGCGGGAGCCCGUGCCGGCCCGCCAUGCGCGUGCGCAGGCGCUCGGUGCAGCAGGAGCCGCGGAAUGGAGGCGCGCCCUGCCCACCGCUGGAGGAGAGAGCCGGCUGCCUGGAGUACGCCCGCGCGCAGGGCCGGGACUGCGCGCACUCCUUCGUUCCUGCCUUUAUAACUACUUCUGCAUUCAACAAGGAAAGAACAAGACAAGCUUCAUCUCCCCAGUGGUCUACACACAUGCAGGAUGCUGGAUACUGUAUGGAGUUCAAGACAGAGUCCCUGACUCCUCAUUGUGCUCUGGACAACCGGCCCCUGACCCGGUGGAUGCACUAUCUCCGAGAGGGAUACACAGUGUGUGUGGACUGUCAACCUCCUGCUAUGAAUUCUGUGAGCCUGCGUUGUUUUGGAGAUGGCUUGGACUCCAGUGGAAAUCAGACUCUCCACUGGCAAGCCAUUGACAAUCCUCGAUGCCAAGGAACCUGGAAAAAAGUGCGUCGAGUUAACCAGUGUUCUUGUCCAUCUGUUCACAGUUUCAUUUUUAUAUAGAUUGCUGAGCAAAUACUUCAAAAUGUGCUUAUAAACAUACUAAACACUGAUAAGUUGUUUUAAGCCUUCAUAAACUUACAAGUCUGGCCAAAAUUUCUGGGCAUGAGGUAUUGCCACACUUGGCUGCUGAAAAAGACAAUUUAUGGGCUCAUUCUCAAAGAACCAUGGUAGCUAUGUUUUUAUGUUUACUAACUCGGGUAUUCACACUCGAAGUUCCUUUGGUUUUGUGCCCUUCACGUUCCAUCCAGUCACACAAUACAUGUCUAUCUGUUUACUUUAGUGUUAUUACCACGAAAUCCAGUUUUUAAAUUUUUUUUUAAUUUAUUUAUUUGAGAGCGACAGACACAGAGAGAAAGACAGAUAGAGGGAGAGAGAGAGAAUGGGCACGCCAGGGCUUCCAGCCUCUGCAAACGAACUCCA
Messenger RNA from Jaculus jaculus (lesser Egyptian jerboa), 1221 nucleotides. RefSeq names its product somatomedin-B and thrombospondin type-1 domain-containing protein-like. Lineage: Eukaryota; Metazoa; Chordata; Mammalia; Rodentia; Dipodidae. The record is from RefSeq and is a predicted model, not a curated record. The coding region runs from base 7 to 801 and encodes 264 amino acids. The transcript has 5 exons.